This is a messenger RNA of Cherax quadricarinatus, 1209 nucleotides long. The record is from RefSeq and is a predicted model, not a curated record. Lineage: Eukaryota; Metazoa; Arthropoda; Malacostraca; Decapoda; Parastacidae.
CACUGCUCCUUGUGACCGUCACCACCCUUAACACCAACACUGCUCCUUGUGACCGUCACCACCCUUAACACCACCAACAACAACAACUUACUGACGCUCUCCCCGUCGCUCAUGUUCUUUUUCACCUAUUUAACGGAAAGAGAGUGCCUAUAGCAGGAAGCUGACAUGGAUGGUGGACUCUUGUGCCUCAAAUGGAGGGAUCAUCGCUCCACAUUUUUCCGCAUGCUCUCAUCUGUUCGGAAAAAAGAAAUUUAUUGCGAUGCCACCAUAGCCUGUGAUGGAAAAUUCUACCCUGUUCACAGACUUGUUCUGUCAACAUGUAGUGAGUUUUUUGAAAGAAUGUUUGAAGUGGCAGACAACAAACACCUCAUGAUCGUUCUGACGGACAUCCAACACGAAUACUUAGAGACACUCUUGGAUUAUAUGUAUAUUGGUGAGGUGAAUGUCUUGCAGAGUGACCUCUCAAGUUUUAUGAAGGCUGCCGAGUGCCUCAAGAUCAGAGGGCUUGCUGAGCCCUCAGAGACAAACCCCAGAAAAGAAUGUGCUGAUAGUAAAAGAAAUAUGCCUCAGAGAGAGGACGGUUGGGAGAUAAAGCGCAGGAGGCAGAAUGAUGAUUUGCCAGUGAACUCUAAGCCGGAGACCAAGUCGAGUCUGGGGGGCAAUUCACUCGACAAUUUGAACUCAGCGAAAGUGCCACCAAGAAGCAGAACAUCAUGCGGUGAACCCAAGAGGGGAAGAGAUCCAUCUCUUGGACAUACCAAGAUCAACAACAUACCAGCAUCAGGGAUUGUCUCCCCUGCUCAGUUAGCACUAGCUGAGCUGGCCUCAGAGAAACAGGCUGGCUCCAGCUCCAACCUCACAUCUUCGCUAUCAAAGGAUCAUGACAACGACAGUUCCAUUAGUCACGACACUGAAUUAUCAGACUGUAAAAGUUCUCAGGUCAAGUUUGAAGAUGUAAAUGUAAAGGAAGAGCCGGAGGACUGGCCGCAGGCAGAGAGUAAUGAAGACCCACAAUUGUUCAGGUUCUCGGACCCAGGGUUGGCGUAUCUGGCAAAUGCGUCUACUUUACCCUUGCCCGUGCAGGGUAUCAGCCAGACAACACAGGCACAGACGGGUCCCCUUGAGCAUUCUGCCCACCCUCUACCUGGACCUUCAGGAUUACAUUCUGUAAGUUUUGUGCUUGUAAUAUAUUAGGAUAGUAAGACUCUU